Molecule: messenger RNA, 5405 nt
Organism: Gadus macrocephalus (Pacific cod)
Lineage: Eukaryota; Metazoa; Chordata; Actinopteri; Gadiformes; Gadidae
Product: NACHT, LRR and PYD domains-containing protein 5-like
Exons: 25
Coding region: 212-5404 (1730 amino acids)
Biological process (GO): regulation of apoptotic process
Molecular function (GO): protein binding
Source: RefSeq, a predicted model, not a curated record
UGACACUCACUGAGAGGCGCGGCUCCUUGACUUCCUCAUCUAACUGUCUGUCGCAGCGAGCAGCCCUUCCUCCGCUUUUUAAACCGUUCACCUGAUUAACUUGAUUUAUAAACACUUUAACCUCCGUUUUUCCCCUUACAUUUACACUUUUACAACUUCAUUCCGUAUGGACGCAUUUUAAUCCCGGAGUAGAUAAGGUCUCCAGUCUACUAUGGAUGAGGAGAGAGAGGAUGGGGAUGGGGGUCCUACCUCUAAGACCACUCUGUCUGGGGAACAUGGCCGCCGGAGCAAAGCUAAGAGCCCAGAGCAGCAGGAGAGAGCAGACUCCCCUGGACCCAGCUGUGUCUCCAUGAAGAGUGACCGGUCUAUGGAUCGACCUCCUAACCUUAAAGAUGGACGCCCCUCCAGAGAGGAGAGCCCAGAGCAGCAGCAGAGAGCAGACUCCCCUGGACCCAGCUGUGUCUCCAUGAAGAGUGACCGGUCUAUGGAUAUACCUCCUGAGCUUAAAGAUGGACGCCCCUCCAGAGAGGAGAGCCCAGAGCAGCAGCAGAGAGCAGACUCCCCUGGACCCAGCUGUGUCUCCAUGAAGAGUGACCAGUCUAUGAAUAGACCUCCUGACCUUAAAGAUGGACGCCCCUCCAGAGAGGAGAGAAGGAGGCAGCAGAGAGCAGACUCCCCUGGACCCAGCUGUGUCUCCAUGAAGAGUGACUGCUCUAUGGGUAUACCUGCUAACUUUAAAGAUGGACGCCCCUCCAGAGAGGAGAGAAGGAGGCAGGAGAGAGCAGACUCCCCUGGACCCAGCUGUGUCUCCAUGAAGAGUGACUGGUCUAUGGAUAUACCUGCUACCUUUAAAGAUGGACGCCCCUCCAGAGAGGAGAGGAGGCAGCAGAAAGCAGACUCCCCUGGACCCAGCUGUGUCUCCAUGAAGAGUGACCACUCUAUGGAUAUACCUGUUACCUUUAAAGAUGGACGCCCCUCCAGAGAGGAGAGCCCAGAGCAGCAGGAGAGAGCAGACUCCCCUGGACCCAGCUGUGUCUCCAUGAAGAGUGACUGGUCUAUGGAUAUACCUGCUACCUUUAAAGAUGGACGCCCCUCCAGAGAGGAGAGCCCAGAGCAGCAGCAGAGAGCAGACUCCCCUGGACCCAGCUGUGUCUCCAUGAAGAGUGACCAGUCUAUGAAUAGACCUCCUGACCUUAAAGAUGGACGCCCCUCCAGAGAGGAGAGACACCAGGAUAGGUCAAAGGUUACCAGUGCUCAGUCUGUACAGCAUCAAACAGAGCUGGAGAUGAACCAGGAGGAACUGGCCGACACACUGUGGGGCGGGGACCUUCAAAGGAUCCGUUCUAAAUUUGUGAGGGGAGUUUCAGACCCAGUUAUGAAAGGUCUCCUGGAUGACCUUUGGCAGCAGAAGGUGUUUAGUACUGAGGAAAAGGACUCCGUGAUUGAGGACCAGAAGAGCAAAGUGGACCGAGCACGUCGUCUGAUCGACAUGGUGAUGGGGAAAGGGGAGAGAGCAAGUCAAGCGAUGAUUGAUAGUAUGAAGAAGAGGGACCAACACUUAUGCUACACCCUGGGUCUGAUCUCUUCUCUUGCUGGUGUGGGUCUCCAGUCUACUAUGGAUGAGGAGAGAGAGGAUGGGGGUUCUACCUCUAAGACCACUCUGUCUGGGGAACAUGGCCGCCAGAGCAAAGCUAAGAGCCCAGAGCAGCAGCAGAGAGCAGACUCCCCUGGACCCAGCUGUGUCUCCACAAAGAGUUUCCAGUCGAUGGAACAACCUGCUAGGUUUAAAGAUGGAAAUCAGUCUAUUGAUAAGAGAAGAGUCCAGCAGCAGAGAGCAGACCCCCCUGGACCCAGCUGCGUCUCCACAAAGAGUGACCACUACAUGGAACCACCUGCUAGGUUUAAAGAUGGAAAUCAGUCUAUUGGGAAGAGCCCAGAGCAGCAGGAGAGAGCAGGCUCCCCUGGACCCAGCUGUGUCUCCAUGAAGAGUGACCACUCUCAACCUCCUGACCUUAAAGAUGGACGCCCCUCCAGAGAGGAGAGACCCCAGGAGAGGUCAAAGGCUACCAGUGCUCAGUCUGAACAGCAGCAUCAAACAGAGCUGAUCAAGAGGGCUGAGGAGAAUGCACAGGCUUUCCUAGACAAGGAGCUGAAGAAGCUCUGGAGGGAUCUCUUCACAGAUUACCCACAAUGCUCAGAGAGUCAGAGGGAGGAGGAGGAGUUGGAUGGUAAGAAGGAGGAGCAGAGGAGGCGAGCCAUAGAGGGAGUGGUGGACAUCACAAAGCUCUGCCUGAUGGAGAUGAACCAGGAGGAACUGGCCGACACACUGUGGGGCGGUUCUGCUGCUGUUGAGUGCCAACAUAAAAUCAAGUCUCAUUUGAAGAAGAAGUUAAAGUGUGUGUCUGAGGGAAUCCCUAAAGCAGGAAAUCCAACGGGUCUGAAUGACUUCUACACAGAGCUCUUCAUCACAGAGAGAGGCAGCGGAGAGGUCAACAAAGAACAUGAGGUCAGACUGAUUGAAACAGCUUCCAGGAAACCAGCCAAGGAAGAAACACCAAUCAAAUGUGAAGACAUCUUUAAACCCUUACCUGGACGAGAUCAACCAAUCAGAACAAUAAUGACAACUGGAGUGGCCGGCAUUGGUAAAACCAUCGUAACACAAAAGUUCACUCUGGACUGGGCUGAAGGCAAAGCCAACCACGACAUACACUUCACAUUUCUCUUAACUUUCAGAGAGCUGAAUUUACUGAAAGAGAGAGAGUUUAGCUUGGUGGAACUUCUUCAUCACUUCUAUAUUGUGACCAAAGAAGCAGGAAUCUGCAGAUAUGAACGGUUCAAAGUUCUCUUCAUCUUGGAUGGUCUGGAUGAGUGUCGACUUCCUCUGGACUUCCAGAACAACCCGAUCUGGACUGAUGUCAAAGAGCCGUCCUCGGUGGACGUGCUGCUGACAAACCUCAUCAGGGGCGACCUGCUUCCCUCCGCUCGCAUCUGGAUAACCACACGCCCUGCGGCAGCCAAUCGGAUCCCUGCUGAGUGUGUUGACAUGGUGACAGAGGCGAGGGGGUUCACCGACCCACAGAAGGAGGAGUACUUCAGGAAGAGAUUCAGAGAGCAGACGCUGGCCAACACAAUCAUCUCCCACGUCAAGAAAUCACAAAGCCUCCACAUCAUGUGUCACAUCCCAGUCUUCUGUUGGAUCACUGCUACUGUUCUGGAGGACAUCUUAAAAAAAUCCCAGAUAGAAGAGAUGCCCAAGACCGUGACUCAGAUGUACAGCUACUUCCUUUGGGUUCAGUCGAUACAGGGGGACAGGAAGUAUCAUGGGAGAGCUGAAACGGAUCCAUACUGGGGUCCAGAGAGCAGGAAGAUUAUUGUUUCUUUGGGAAAACUGGCUUUUAACCAGCUGGAGAAAGGCAACCUGAUCUUUUACGAGGCAGACCUGGCAGAGUGUCACAUCGAUAUCAAAGAAGCCUCAGUGUACUCAGGAGUGUUCACCAAGAUCUUUAAAGAGGAGUGCGGGAUUUACCAGGACAAGGUGUUCUGCUUUGUCCAUCUGAGCCUCCAGGAGUUUCUGGCUGCUCUUUAUGUCUUUCUGUCCUUCAUCAACGAUGGUGUCAAUCUGCUCUCAGAAGAACCACCCACCUCUGGGGAAGAUAAACUCCUCCUCCUCUACCAGAGCGCUGUGGACAAGGCCUUACAGAGUGAGAACGGACAACUGGACUUGUUCCUCCGCUUCCUCCUGGGCCUCUCUCUGGAGACCAAUCAGAUUGUCCUACGAGGUCUGCUGGGACAGACAGGAACUAGCUCACUGACCAAUACAAAAACAGUGUCUUACAUCAAGAAGAAGAUAGGUGGAUAUCUCUCUCCAGAGAGAAGCAUCAACCUGUUCCACUGUCUGAAUGAGCUGAACGACCGUUCUCUAGUGAAGGAGAUCGAACAGUCCCUGACAUCAGGAAGUCUCUCCAGAGAUCUCUCUCCUGCUCAACUGUCAGCUCUGGCCUUCAUCCUACUGACAUCAGAAGAGGAGCUGGACGUGUUUGACCUGAAGAAAUACUCUGCUUCAGAGGAGGGUCUUCUGAGGCUGCUGCCAGUGGUCAAAGCCUCUAAAACGUCUCUGCUGAAUGGCUGUGAUCUGUCAGAGGGAUGCUGUGAAGCUCUGGCCUCAGUUCUCAGCUCCAGCUCUAGUCUGAGAGAGCUAAACCUGAGUACCAAUGAUCUGCAGGAUUCAGGAGUGAAGCUGCUCUCUGCUGGACUGGGGAGUCCACACUGUACACUGGAAACUCUCAGCCUGAAUGGCUGUGAUCUGUCAGAGAGAUGCUGUGAAGCUCUGGCCUCAGUUCUCAGCUCCAACUCCUCUAGUCUGAAAAAGCUGGACCUGAGUACCAAUGAUCUGCAGGAUUCAGGAGUGAAGCUGCUCUCUGCUGGACUGGGGAGUCCACACUGUACACUGGAAACUCUCAGCCUCAAUGGCUGUGAUCUGUCAGAGAGAUGCUGUGAAGCUCUGGCCUCAGUUCUCAGCUCCAACUCCUCUCGUCUGAGAGAGCUGGAUCUGAGUACCAAUGAUCUGCAGGAUUCAGGAGUGAAGCUGCUCUCUGCUGGACUGGGGAGUCCGCACUGUACACUGGAAACUCUCAGCUUGUCUGGCUGCCUGGUCACACAGGAAGGCUGUGCUUCUCUGGCCUCAGCUCUGAGCUCCAACCCCUCCCAUCUGAGAGAGCUGAACCUGAGCUACAAUCACCCAGGAGACUCUGGAGCUGCGCUGCUCUCUGCUGGACUGGAGGAUCCACUCUGGAGACUGGACACUCUCAGUGUGGAGCACGGUGGAGUGUGGAGGCUGAAACCAGCUCUAAAGAAGUAUGCCUGUGACCUCACACUGGACCCCAACACGGCCCACAGAGGACUCUCUCUGUCUGAGGACAACAGGAAGGUGACGGCGGUUGGAAGGGACCAGUCGUAUCCGGAUCACCCAGACAGAUUUGACUCCCGGCCCCAGGUGUUGGGUAGAGAGGCUCUGACUGGCCGCUGUUACUGGGAGGUAGAGUGGGAAGGAGGGGUUGAUAUAGGAGUGACAUACAGAGGAAUCACAAGGAGAGGACGGGGUGGUGACAGCAGGCUUGGAGGGAACAACAAGUCCUGGGUUCUUGAUUGUUAUGAUGGUCGUUACUCUGCCUGGUACAACGGUACACAGACAGCCCUCCCUCUCCGCCCCGCUGGCUCCACCAGAGUAGGAGUGUGUCUGGACCGGCCUGCUGGCUCUCUGUCCUUCUACAGAGUGUCCCCAGGUGGAGGAGGGUCCUCAGACACACUGACACACAUCCACACCUUCUGCUCCUCCUUCACCCAGGAGGACCUCCUCCCGGGGGUGAUGGUCUGGAGAGGGGGGGCGUCUCUGUGUCGGUUAUAGA